Molecule: messenger RNA, 1495 nt
Organism: Papaver somniferum (opium poppy)
Lineage: Eukaryota; Viridiplantae; Streptophyta; Magnoliopsida; Ranunculales; Papaveraceae
Product: protein OSB2, chloroplastic-like
Exons: 6
Coding region: 211-1176 (321 amino acids)
Biological process (GO): positive regulation of helicase activity; mitochondrial DNA replication
Cellular component (GO): mitochondrial nucleoid
Molecular function (GO): single-stranded DNA binding
Source: RefSeq, a predicted model, not a curated record
CAUAAUACUCCCAAUGAACACUCGCAAUACCGUGAGGAACUAAACCAAAAUCAGAUGAAAAGAGAACCUGAAUUUGGAUUCAUAUAUAAAAAGAAACAGAUCAAAGAUUUAGGGCAAGUUUUCAUUUCUAUUCCAUCCUUCUUUUUUGAUCCUAUUCCAUCCUUAAACCCCUAAACCUUUGAAAUUCAACGCCAACUAACACAGUCCACCAUGAAUCAUCUCAGUAAACCAUUUAUAAAAACUCUAUCAUCUCAAUCAACGAUUAACCGUAUACUAAAUCGGGUAUUAGUUCUUCAAAAAUCACAACUUUACUCAACAUCACCAAAAGAACCAGAAUUAGUUUCGAAAUCUCGUGAUUGGCCAAGACCUAGUACGAUACCUUGGCAAUCAAAGGUUGCAAAUUUGGUUAACUUAGUUGGUUCUGUUUCUAGACCUAUUAAGUUCCAAGAAUCUGAUGAUGGAAAGUUCUGGGCUGGUACUAUUAUUUCACAGGGAGAAGCCGACCAUUCUACUGCGAUUGAGAUCCCCAUCAUCUUCGAAGGUCAUCUAGCACAAACUGCUGUUUGCCAUUUGAAAGAAAGAGAUCUUAUUCACAUAGCUGGUCAUUUCUGUGAAGGUCCACCUCAAAUCUCUUUACAAUGUGGUCAUUGCACCGGUCAGGUUAUGGUGCAUCAGAUAAGCUUUAUUGAAGAAACCUCUCAAGCCAAGGAAAGAUAUUACUCACGUCUUAAGCAAGUACUCAAUAACUUUUGGAGAGACCUUUGUGGCAAUCCAAGCCAGUGGACUGAUUACAGGAAGGAUAAGCUCAAUGGAUUGGUAAAACCAAAACACCCAGAUUUCAAGCGCAAGGAUAGCGGCCAACCAUUAUGGCUCAACACGGCACCAAAAUGGGCCAUUUCUGGACUUCCAACAACUUCUGAACUUUCAAUUGCAUCUGAAGAAGAGGGCUCUUCUUUGAGCAAUGAUCAAAAACGACCAGAAGGUUCCUCUUGGAGAAAGGAAUCAGAGGAAGCGUCCUGGAAGAACUUAACUGAGCAUCCAGAUAAAUGGUGGGAUGUGAGAUCUGAUAAGCUAUUCAACCACGAUUUUGAACACAAAGAUACGGGCAAAGCAUUGUGGCUUAGUAGUUCACCAGAUUGGGUAUUUGAGAAAUUGCCUCCUCCAAAACCAUUAUGAAGAUAGCUGGAAAUGCUGAAUGCAGGUCUGGACAACUACUUAACAAAUGACACUAACCUGAACAGAAUGUGUUCUUUCAGAGCUUGUAAACUGCUCUUUGUUGUAUGGUGUUUGGAGAUGCCUGUAAAUGCUGAUUUGCUCGAUGAUUGAACAAGUUUUCAAACUUACACUAUGCUGUAUUGGUGAGUACCAGUAUGAUGAUGUAAAUAAGUUUGUGGUUUUUACUGUCCCUGCAGUGUAUUUUGUAGGAAGUUAUGUUACAAGACCCCUUUGACAAUACGUAGGUUAAAUUACAGUUUCCACUUGAACUUUCUAGCAA